AUGUUCACGGUAGUGUUAUUAGGCCCGCAAACAUCAACGAAAACGAUGAUGCGCUCAAUAUUGGUACUGCUCGGUCUUUCCGCCGUUGCAUUUGCAUGCGAAGACGGCUGGGAGUCAUUUGGUGAAAGUUGCUACAAAUUCGAUAAUACUGAUAGGAACUACGCAGAUUCCGAAGCCUUUUGCCUUGAACAAGGAGGGCAUUUAGUAUCUAUUCAUAGUGACGAUGAGAACAUUUUCGUCGGUGACAAGGCCCGAGAAUUAAGUAUGGGCAAUACCUGGAUAGGACUGGAUGACAAUGACGAAGAAAACGUCUUCUCAUAUCUGGACGGAACGCCAUUCUACAGAGGAGGGUUUACUAGAGGUGAGCCUAACAACUGGGGAGGUAAUCAAGAUUGUUCCUAUUUCCCGUUUAGAGGCACUUAUGGAUGGGAUGACAUGAGAUGCAGCAAUCAGGCAUCUCCACUAUGUGAACGUAAUGGCCCAUGUCCUGAAGAAUGGAUUGUCAGAGAGGAAACCGGGAAUUGUUACAAGUGGUUUACUGAUCGCAUGUCGUAUGAUCAAGCUAAGGCAAGGUGUUUGGAAAACGGGGCCUACUUGGUAUCGAUCACUACCCCUGAAGAAAACAGAUUCGUCAUCGAUGACGUUGCCAUAGCAACAAGUGGAGAGGAAAACGGACCACAGACUUGGAUUGGAUUAGAUGAUGAAACAACUGAAGGUUAUUGGACGCUUGUGGACCCUGAGAGUACCGACUUCCUUGGACGCUUUAGUAGAGGAGAACCAAACAACGCGGGAAGCGGACAGAAUUGUGCAUGGUUCCCAUUCAGAGAAGCCUAUAAGUGGGACGACGUUUCCUGCAAUGCCAACAGAAAAGCCGUCUGUAAGAAACCCAACCCAGAACAUUUAUUCGGCGACCUAACUGAAAAAACCAAAAGUAUCGUUGUGGCUCUGUACAGUGGAUGCAUCAACACAGAGAUACAAGACGACCAAAAUCUUUGCGAAAAAUUAGAGGGCAUAUUUGAUGAACUUGUGGGUGACGAAGAUGAGGAAGAAUAACCUCACGGACAUUGGAAUACUUAAAUGUUGUAGCUAGAUAUAUUAGGCGACGAAUCUAUGUUCAGUUUGAGAAGUUCAACAGUUUCAUGGUCUUCUAGUCUUUAUUAUUUCUUUAAAUUUGUUAUUUAUUUAAAACAUCUGUCCAGUUUAUUAUUGUAUUUGUUUGUUUUUUCCCCCGAAAUAUUUCAUAUAAAGUGUGUACUAUGUAAUUAUGGCAUGAUGACUGACAAACGCCACUCACAUGUCUACUGUCGUGUAGCACCAUGCACAAUAUAAACAAGUUUAUAUAUAUAUUAUAUAUUAUUAUAUAAUUAUAUAUAUAUAUUAUAUGUAUAUAGUAUAUAUAUUAUAUGUAUUAUAUAUAUUAUAUAUUAUAUAUACUGUAUUAUAUAUAGGCCUAUGUUAUAUAUAUAUAUAUAUAUAUAUAUAUAUAUAUAUAUAUAUGUUUUAUAGUACUAUAUUAUGAAUAUGUAUGAUAAAGGGUACGUUAUGUAUUUUUAUCACUUGCUGCAUUUUACAUAAAUUAAAUCCUAUGAAAACCGUUUUGCUUAUUUACACUGAAUCUCAGAAUGUUAAGGCGUUGAGUAGUGCCACCUCAACUGUCUGCUAGGCAUUCAUUAUGUUGACUUUAAGAUGAUGAUUAUUGAACUCCUCGACUGGACAUAAAUCGUAUUAGUCUAAUAUCGUGAUUAUAGACACAAACAUUCUAUUCUUUUUUUGCCUUCUCAAUUCUUUCUUGUUGGAAUUCAUUAAAAAGGUGAAACGGGA
Molecule: messenger RNA, 1821 nt
Organism: Anneissia japonica
Lineage: Eukaryota; Metazoa; Echinodermata; Crinoidea; Comatulida; Comatulidae
Product: sperm receptor for egg jelly-like
Exons: 1
Coding region: 1-1053 (350 amino acids)
Source: RefSeq, a predicted model, not a curated record